Liolophura sinensis is the source of this 1828-nucleotide messenger RNA. RefSeq names its product transmembrane protein 115-like. The transcript has 3 exons. Bases 1 to 1119 code for a protein of 372 amino acids. Gene Ontology annotation, cellular component: membrane; Golgi apparatus. Gene Ontology annotation, biological process: retrograde vesicle-mediated transport, Golgi to endoplasmic reticulum. Lineage: Eukaryota; Metazoa; Mollusca; Polyplacophora; Chitonida; Chitonidae. The record is from RefSeq and is a predicted model, not a curated record.
AUGGCGGCGAAGGUGGUUAGACGGAACUUGCCGUAUUUCAAAGAACAAUUUUCUGCUGCUGUUGGCAAGAGUAGCGUCGUGGUAAAGUUUGUUGCAGCAGCAGUUACAUUGGGAUACUUUCUUUCAUUCCUAUCUUCCAUUAUCCCCUAUGUGACAGUCACUCCAGGCUAUGUUAUGCCACCUAACUUCUGGAUAUGGACGUACUUCACUCAUUGCUUCGUGGAGUUUCAUAUCUGGGAGGUGGUAGCUGAUAUUGCAGUUGUCAUUCUUUGUGGCAAACUUUUGGAACCACUAUGGGGAGCUAUGGACAUGCUUAUUUUCUUUGCCGUUGUAAAUCUAGGAGUUGCAUUAUCGACGUCCUUCGUGUAUAUUUUCAUUUACUUCGCCACUAGAAAUGAGGAGUAUCUCUUCAAAAGCCACAUUCAUGGACUGGCAGGGUACAUCGCAGGAUUCUCGGUAGCUGUCAAACAAGUGAUGCCCGAUCACGUGUUGCUGCCAUCGCCGUUUGGGAAACUACGAAAUACUCACAUUCCCCUACUCCUGCUGUGUGUAGUCAUCAUACUUCGGUUGCUAAGAGCGUUAGAUGGACCCUAUCCAUUCAUGUUUGGAUUAGGUAUUCUUGUCAGCUGGACAUAUUUGAGGUUCUACCAGAAACACACCAAUGGAAACAGAGGAGACAUGGCAGAAAAUUUCAGUUUUGCCAGUUUCUUCCCAAGCAAGAUUCAGCCCUUUGUAGCAGUGUUAGCCAACACCAUCUUUAGUGGAAUGGUUCGGAUGAAAAUCUGCAAAAAACCUCAGCGGAAGUAUGAUGUCAGUUCACCAACCACAAUUACUAUCUCCUUACCUGGUACAGAUCCACAGGAUGCUGAGAGAAGAAGACAAGUGGCUCUAAAAGCUCUGAACGAGAGACUGAGUAAAUCAACUGACUUGCCAACAAAGUGGCCAUCCAUGGAAGAGCCUGACGCAGAAAGCAGUAAGCCAAGUUCAUCAACAGCAAAGCUUCCUUCAAAACUGGAAUCCACAGGGAUAGAGAAAAGGGCUCCAUCACCAAAACUUCCCAUACCAGACUUUAAGGAAAGCUCAAAUGAUGCUGACAUGUCAUCUGUGGGCGAUUCAUAGUUUUAUGAUGAAAACAGGAGAAGCAAAUGUUUUCCAUUUAUAGAAAGUGAAUAUAAUUAUAAAUAUAUAUAUAUAUUAAAUGUAUAUGUCUAUAUAUUUAAAUGUGAAUAAGUUUUUGUAUAUAGCUGAAGAUGUAUAAUAUGGGAAACAUUUGAGCCCAAGGUGGUCAUGGUUGAAGAUGGAACUCUGGUUUAUCCUAGUCUGUGUGUAGUACAUAACUUACGGCCAUUUUUCAUUUCAUAUUAUUUCAUAUGUGUUUCUAGUUCUUUAGCCGCAUGAUUUUCUGAAGAAUGUGAAGAUCUGGACAUGUCUUGUAUAAAAGUGUAAGUCAUGUAGUGCAGUGUUCUGUAGUAUCUAUGAGUAAUAUACAUAUACACUUUUAUAUGCAUCAUUACCAAUUUCUAGUGAAAACAACAAAUUUUGCUCUCAGUUAUGUUUCAGAAACAUUGUGCAUGUUAAAGUAAAGCUUGAAUACACCGUGUCAUACAUGCUGAUGCUAAGCUGUUGGAAUAGUGGAAUGAGUGGGACUAUUUUCCAAAAAAAAAAAAAAAAAAAAAAAUCCCCAGUUAACACAGAUAUUGCAUGUAAAUAGUAAUGUGAAAGCCCAUCAUUACUUACUUGGGCCAGGUACAGGUACAGGUAUAAGCUACAAAACUAAAACAGUGGUAAUAACUUAGAUUGGAGUGUCAAGUGUUUAUGGCCAGUGAUA